Messenger RNA from Aspergillus nidulans FGSC A4, 456 nucleotides. RefSeq lists its product as uncharacterized. Gene Ontology annotation, cellular component: membrane; vacuolar membrane; proton-transporting V-type ATPase, V0 domain. The coding region runs from base 1 to 456 and encodes 151 amino acids. Lineage: Eukaryota; Fungi; Ascomycota; Eurotiomycetes; Eurotiales; Aspergillaceae. Gene Ontology annotation, molecular function: proton-transporting ATPase activity, rotational mechanism; proton transmembrane transporter activity. The transcript is spliced from 5 exons. The record is from RefSeq and is a predicted model, not a curated record. Gene Ontology annotation, biological process: proton transmembrane transport.
AUGCCAACAGUCCCAGCUAUGGACCGGUCUUCGGGGUCCUUGGAUGCACCAGCGCCAUCGUGUUCACGACCUUUGGAGCAGCCUAUGGGACGGCUAAGGCCGGCGUCGGCGUCUGCUCGUCGGGGAUAUCGUGCCUGUCGUUAUGGCCGGAAUCCUCGCAUCUACGGUCUGGUGGUCUCGGUCCAGAUUGCCAACAAUCUUGCCCAAGAGGUCGCUCUCUAUACGAGUCUGCUCCAGCUGGGUGCUGGUCUGGCGGUAGGGCUUUGCGGGCUGGCUGCAGGGCUUGCGAUUGGAAUUGUCAGUGAUGCAGGCGUCAGAGGAGCAGCCCAGCAGCCGAGACUCUACGUGGGCAUGAUCCUCGUUUUGAUCUUUGCUGAGGUUUUAGGCUUGUACGGCUUGAUUGUCGCUCUUCUGAUGAACGCCAGGGCUGGGGUUAUAGACUUUAAAUGCCGCUGA